GAGAACAUGGAUUUGGUCGCAACAGAGAAAAAUGCUUUCGCACUGAAUUCGUACUCGAGACGUCCAUCGCGAAAGCAGCGCCUCAAGCAAAGUGUCAGUUUUUUGUUUUUUUGUUACUAUCAACACUGAAGAAAAUUUAGCCCGCUCCGUUGAGUGAUGGGGUGGCACGUCUCCGUGCCCUCCUAAGACCAAACAGUUGCCGAGCGUCGCUCUUUCGCGAUGCACCAACCGAUCGCGUUUGCGCACGAAAGCACAUAACCUCAAAGAACGUUUAUUGAGUGAGUAUACCGAGGAAAGGUGUUCGGAAAGUGAUGAAAAUUGACUUUUGACAAACGAUCGAUGCGCUAGCCGGUUUAUAGCCAGCAAUGACAGUGGUGAUCACCCAUCCGAUAAGUGCCUCUUUUCGAAGCUGUUUACGACUAAAGUUCGCGACAGUGCGACUCGGUGAAACCGCAACUUUUGAAUCUCAAUGAAUUAUUGAGUCUACAAUGAUACAGAGUGGUUUGAGUUCAUAAAAACAUUGAGACUGAAGGUAAUGAAUGCGAAAACAAUCUUUUCAACAGGUGAUAGCAUUUUGUGACUUGAAAAGAUUGUAUAGCGACGCACGCGCAUAUCCGGCCUCGUGCUCGUGCUGUGUAACUUAACCUCAUAAAAAUCAAAUUUCAAGGAUUGUAAACAAACAAGCUCACUCGGUUAAUACAAUUUUUUUAAGUAACAAUUGAGUAUGGAACUGAGUGAUUAUGAAGACGGAAGUGAUAAAGACGACGAGGAUUUCAACAUCAAUGAACAUCGAGAGGAUAUUGACAGUGACGAUUCCUACGAAAGCUUCGAUGAAAACGACGAUGAAGACGCUGAUGAGGAAUACACCGGUCCAAUUUUACCAGGGGGACAUCGUUUUGACAAAAAACUUUUAUGCAUAAAAUAUCCUGGAGUAGUAGAAAAUCCUGAAAAAGCAAUAGAAACUCUCGGAGGCUUGGGUGGAAUAUCCGCAGCCUGCAGUUCUUCCAAUCGCAGAUUAGAGUUGCGAUUCCGUCCUCAGGAUGGCUAUAGAAAACCAACUUGUGGAGACAAGCACGAAACUGCAGGAUUUCUAAUUAGAGUUCGUGUGAAAAAAUCACUUGUCCAACACAUGGAAAAAAUGGAGAUGAUAACAGAACGUGAUAACGUCAAAUUCCAUGGCCCGUACGACAUUGAACAGCUUGAUCAACUUCUCGGACCCCUGGGAAGAGAAUUCACAUCUGGAGAAAACAAUACAGGAGAAACCUCGGAGAACCAGAAAAUGCAGAGACCUAGCUGCAAAGCUAAGACCGAUGUCCCAGAAAAAAAUAACUAUAGUGAAUCUGGAUCAGAACUUAAUAUCCAAGAAAGAGGAAUUUUGUAUACAAAAAACUCAGAAAAAUCAGUUGAUCAUAAUUCCAAGGAUUCCAUUGAGAAUGGAGCAACAAAAAGUUUUGAGGAUUUCUCCAAAGAUGACAGUUAUCAAGUCCCAGACGCUAAAGUUAUUGGCCGAGUGGAAACAGAAUUUGAUUUUCAAAAUCUAUGCGACUUCCAAUUUUUGGCAAUAGGAAAAAGUGUUACGGAUCCAAAAAUCGUAGAAGAUAUUUACGAGUCGGUUUAUCCUACUGAAAUUCCGGUUCACCGUUGGUUACAGAAAAAAGUGCCAUAUUUUCUGCCUCCCCCGGCUUUCAGUCGUAUAGAUAGCGUUCAACAUUUGAGUUUGAAGACAGAAAAGGACAAAGGUCCGAAAAACGUUAUAGGAAAAACGCGAAAACGUCUCGCAGGCUUUUCGAACUUUAUAAAUUUCGAUUCCCCGGAAACUCCGUGCGAACCACCUCCGGGUAUCGAGACAGCGCUGAGAAUAAAAUUCCUACAGAAGUCUCAUUUGGAACGCAUUCGACGGAUAUUCGAGGAACGUCCGGUGUGGUCGAAAAAUGCUCUGACCUACGUUACCGAAUUUUCUGGGGAACAAUUAAAAUUUUUAUUGCCCUCUGUUGCCUAUUACUUCAUGACCGGACCGUGGAGAACUAUGUGGGUCAAACUCGGUUAUGAUCCUCGACAAGAUCCCCAAGCACGAAAAUACCAAACUCUUGAUUACAGAUUGAGAGCCAUGCAUGGAUUGGAAUUGACUGUGAACAGAAAACGCACAUCUUCGGAUUACACACUCCCGUACAAAUCAACCCCAAUCAUAAAGCCACGUGCGACGAUACUGACGAGUAUGCAAGAUCAGAGAGAGAUUGGGAAAAAAGAUCAACUGCUUAGUGAAUGUGUAUACAUAUAUCGAGAGGGUGUCGUCCCACCGUCGAGACAAAUGUUCUAUCAGUACUGUGACAUUCACGUUUCUGAGAUUCAAGAGAUGCUGGCUAAAUUGCCGGAUCAUUUGCCACCAGGUGCGCGAUGUCACGAAAAACACGGUUGGCUUCCAAGCGGAUUCAGCGACCAAUGUCGUGAAAUUAUUAAUAGACAAGUUCGAGUCGUGCUAAGAAAGCAAAUGAAUAUUCCGGCGGAUCAUCCAACAGCCCUGCCACCAAAACGCGUGACGAAAAAUCACCUUCGCCUGAGCAGAUUGUCGACGCACAUUUUGAAAAAUCGUGCUAAGAAAAAGCGCAAGAAGCCUCAAACUCCUGAUGAGAAAAUUGCCGAAUCGGUGGAGCAGACGAAUAAAACAAACUCCUCGUCACCGGCAUCGUGACACUUUCUUCCAUAUUUCUAGUCUCAGCACGGGGAAAAAGGAGCUCUUGAGGAAGAGGAUGCUGGUUGUUCAGUUACAGACGAAUUCCACGAUUGGUGCUUGCAACGUAGCUCAAAAGCUCGUCGGAGUCUUCGCAAAUGAAGGGUUUCU
This is a messenger RNA of Venturia canescens, 2839 nucleotides long. RefSeq names its product general transcription factor IIIC subunit l(2)37Cd (gene l(2)37Cd). The record is from RefSeq and is a predicted model, not a curated record. Gene Ontology annotation, biological process: transcription initiation at RNA polymerase III promoter. The coding region runs from base 725 to 2689 and encodes 654 amino acids. Lineage: Eukaryota; Metazoa; Arthropoda; Insecta; Hymenoptera; Ichneumonidae. Gene Ontology annotation, cellular component: transcription factor TFIIIC complex. The transcript is spliced from 8 exons. Gene Ontology annotation, molecular function: RNA polymerase III type 1 promoter sequence-specific DNA binding; RNA polymerase III type 2 promoter sequence-specific DNA binding.